Glycine soja is the source of this 826-nucleotide messenger RNA. RefSeq names its product cytochrome c. The coding region runs from base 146 to 484 and encodes 112 amino acids. Gene Ontology annotation, cellular component: mitochondrial intermembrane space. Gene Ontology annotation, biological process: mitochondrial electron transport, ubiquinol to cytochrome c; mitochondrial electron transport, cytochrome c to oxygen. Gene Ontology annotation, molecular function: heme binding; electron transfer activity. The transcript is spliced from 3 exons. The record is from RefSeq and is a predicted model, not a curated record. Lineage: Eukaryota; Viridiplantae; Streptophyta; Magnoliopsida; Fabales; Fabaceae.
AAGUAAUUGGGGGUUUUAAAAGAGAUUUAUGUGACCGUGGAGUUGUCUGUGGUAUCCAUCCGCGCAUAUUCUCAUUUCAAUUUGCAUUUGCAUUUGCGUUUCAUUUGGCGUUUUGUUUCUUUCUGGAAGCUUCGUUCGGGCAUCAAUGGCGUCCUUCGAUGAAGCUCCUCCCGGAAACUCCAAGAACGGCGAGAAGAUCUUCAAAACCAAGUGCGCUCAGUGCCACACCGUCGACAAAGGUGCCGGCCACAAACAAGGACCCAAUCUGAAUGGUUUGUUUGGAAGACAAUCUGGUACAACUCCUGGAUAUUCCUAUUCUACUGCUAACAAAAACAUGGCCGUGAUUUGGGAGGAAAAGACCCUCUAUGAUUACUUGCUCAACCCCAAAAAGUAUAUUCCAGGAACGAAGAUGGUAUUUCCUGGUCUUAAGAAACCUCAAGAACGUGCAGAUCUUAUUGCAUAUCUUAAAGAAUCUACUGCUUAAUGAUUAAAUUUUCAUACAGUUAUGCACUUUGCUUCAAAGUUCUGGAGAUUUAGUUUUCAGACAUUUAAUUCUGUGGUGCAGUAAAUACUGUAUCAACAAAUAAAGUAGACUUGAUUGGUUUGCAAUGCUAUUUUGUUCGUUUUGCAUUGCUUCUUAAGAGGCUGCCAUAUAUUGGCUACUGUUCAAUUAAUUUGGUUGUUGAAAGUUUAAACAUUGUUAUUGAUAUAAGUUAAGCUGGGAGCACAAUUUAGUCUUUCUUUGUUGGAUAAGUGAUUUGUAAAAUCAUGUAAUUGUUUACUUUGUUUUGCAUAUCCGAAUGCAAUGCGUACUUAUAGUUCGAAA